CCAACAGUUGGUUCCGUGAAUCGGUCGUCGAGAGUGCCGGCGCGAAAAUUUUGAUUUAGUUUUUUUUCGAAAUGAGCGAGAGCUCGAUGCGAGUCGCGAUGUGACGGCCAGUGAUCCGGCGAUUGUGGUUCAAACCACAAAUACUAAAACCCGACCAGUAACAAUGAACAAAUCGCGCCCGACCUGAAAAUUAAAAACCGCCCGGCAAUUUUCAUCCGCGCUCGCACAAACUCAAAACCCGCACGGAAAAUUUCGGAAAAAUGUUCGCCCGGUCAGCGUUUCCCAACGAUGCGAACGCGGGGGGUUAGUGCGGCCUGCGGGGGGCCGAUCCGCCAAUGCUUUCUUUAGUGAUGUUUCGCGACAUGAAUCGAAGCGAGCAAGAGAUUUUGUACCGAACUUCGAGGAAAUUGAGUCUCGUGCCCAUCAGUCAAUCCACGUCAAUCGAAAGGAGGGCUUCGGCUGUUAAAGAGGACGCGCCGCAAUCCUACAAUAACGAAGGCGCUUACAGAAGGCAUUCCUACAAGCAAGAGGAAGACUUUUGCCCUAUCCUGACGGAGGAUUUGCAGCGCAGUUCGAGCCCUCCCAACUUUUCCGAGGACUUAGUCCUAAGCGUGCUGAAAAGUCCCGUAAACCACUCGGUUUAUGAAAUACGAGAGUCUAAUUGCGGUUGUUCCUCAAACGAGGAAUAUUGUGGGGAUGCCAACACCGAAAGGGAUGACGACAGGUGCAAGCACACGGGCAGCGAGGACGAGGAUUACUGCGAGAAGCUGCCCUUCCUGCAUCGCCUGCGCGGUCCUCGCACGCCUCGCCUCAGCGAGUCCCACCACCGGCGAGUACCGACGCCCAUCAAGAGAUCGAGGAAGAAGGAGAAAAAGGAAAAAAUCCUGGCCGACCAGGAGGUCGACGAAGAAGUGGACGAAGUCGACGAUAUCGUCGAUCCGCCCUUAGACGCCCCCAGGGGUGUUCCCGACCCCUAUUAUCCGAUUUACUUGCCCAUCGAUCAAGCGUUUAAGACCAAAUACGUGUUUCACCACAAAAAGGGCAAGACGUGCCAGGAAAGGACUUACGUUUUCUUGGAACACCCCGGAGGGUGGCUGUGUUUUAUUUAUCAUUUUUCUGUAUUCAUGUUGGUGCUCGUCUGUUUAAUAUUCAGCGUACUUUCAACAAUCGAUACGUAUUCCAAUUUUGCCAACGAAACGUUAUUUUGGAUGGAAAUAUGUUUAGUUGUUUUUUUCGGAGUCGAAUAUUUAGUGCGACUGUGGUCUGCGGGGUGCAGGUCGAAAUAUAUGGGCUUCUGGGGUCGCCUUAGAUUCAUCAGGAAGCCUAUUUGUAUUAUAGAUUUAAUAGUGGUAGUAGCGUCAAUUGUAGUACUUACAUUGGGUUCCAAUGGACAAGUUUUCGCAACAUCGGCAAUCCGAGGGAUUCGAUUUUUGCAAAUCCUUCGGAUGCUGCACGUCGAUCGCCAAGGCGGUACUUGGAGGCUCUUGGGCUCCGUGGUUUUCAUUCACCGACAGGAAUUAAUAACGACCCUGUACAUCGGCUUCCUCGGGCUCAUUUUCAGCAGUUACUUCGUCUAUUUGGCGGAGAAGGACACCGUCGAAGAGGAGGGAGGGAAGAACACCGGCAGCUUCUCCAGCUACGCGGACGCUCUCUGGUGGGGCGUCAUCACGGUAACCACGAUAGGCUACGGCGAUACGGUUCCCAGGACGUGGAUGGGGAAAAUUGUGGCGUCUUGUUUCAGCGUGUUCGCCAUUUCUUUCUUUGCUCUUCCAGCCGGCAUAUUAGGAUCCGGCUUUGCACUUAAAGUCCAACAAAAGCAACGUCAAAAGCACUUCAAUCGGCAAAUUCCCGCCGCCGCCAUGUUGAUCCAAUGCCUUUGGAGGUGUUACGCGGCGGACAAAAGCUUUAAUUCAACCGCCACCUGGCAGGUGUAUCUCAGCGACGCGAACGGCGGUCCCGUGGUCAACAGCAAUUCCACCGGAGGCGGCGCCAGCAACUCCAGCAUGCCCUUAUCAAAGUCCCUAAUAUUGCAGGUGGCGAAAAAGGCGUCGGUGCUGAAGCGCAGGAAAUCCCAGAACCGGAUGGACGGCGCGCGAUCAAGGACGGAAGUUAACACGCCGGGGCCGGGCACGCCGCUGACGGACACUCCGGUCGGGCCCUCCUCCAAAGCUCUCUCCGAUACGGACGUUAUGCUCUACAUGGACGACACGAAAACAGGAACUCCGCCGCCAUCGACGAGGCUACGAAGGGGCGAAAGGGAAAGCGUCAGAGGAGCAGUAUUCACCAGCCAAACGAGCACCGUUACCGAAGCAGCCAGCGACGACAUCGACGACAUGGACGCCGAGCUUCCCAGAGUUACGCAAUUAACGGAGGCCCACAAAAACGCCAUACGGGCGAUAAGGAAAAUCAAAUACUUCGUCGCCCGGCGGAAGUUUCAACAGGCGAGGAAACCGUACGAUGUGCGCGAUGUCAUCGAACAAUACAGUCAGGGCCAUCUCAACAUGAUGGUCCGAAUAAAGGAACUCCAACGAAGGCUUGAUCAAACACUGGGCAAACCAGGAAGUUAUUUAGCAGGAAUAGAUCGUGUAGGAAACGUGAAACCAAUGACAGUUGGUGCAAGAUUAUACAGGGUAGAGCAACAGCUGGGAACAAUGGAUAAAAAACUAGACGCCAUAGCUAACGUCAUAAGUGUAUUAGCACAAAAACAACAUAUAGCUAUAAGAUCUUCAGAUGAUAAUCUCUGAGCACACAUUUGAUUUACUGUACAAAGGACCAUAUCGAAUGUAGUACAUACAUUACAGUAGAUACACUACAUACCGAUGCAUAUUUUUAUGAAAUUUAAUAAAUUAGAUGCAGUUUGAAUCUGAAGAUGGCGUAAUGAUUGAAAAGAAGAAAUAUUUUUUGUCGAAAUAUUCGUAUCUCCUGCAUAUAUUUUUAAAUAGUUGGUAUUAGAGUUUGCUCUGGGAGACGCUUUUUGAGAAACAAGACUUUUCAAAAUUCCUAUAAUACAUUAUUUUUCCUAUUCAUUUCAUGGUAAUACAAGAAGCCAAGUUUAUUCUGUAACUUUGUAGAUCAUCAUAAUUGAAAAACAAAACUCUAAAACAAAAUACCCACUAAAUAAACUAGGUUUGGAGUGCUAAUUACAUAUAAUUUAGGAGCUUAAAAAUUAAUUGCUUCAAUACAUGACAUGUAGAUUUUGUUUACGCAUUAAUCAGUUUGUUUAAUCAAAAAGUAUGAGAGCAAACAUAUUUUGUAAUAUAUCAAAUUGCAUGCAUUCACAUAUCAGUCAAAUUUAUCUUUCCAUUAUCUCUUAUAAAAGCAAUUGAAUAAAUUUUAACAUUAUAAGUCAAUAUGUAUUUAAAAGCACCCUAAUAUUGGGUGUACGUAUUGGGCACAUAAUUAUGUAAAGUAUUUUAUAUCUAACUAAUAAUAUUUCUACACACGUUUGUUUAGACUGUGCCUAUAUCUAUAAUUAUAGAUCUAUAACUGAAAUAUAUCAAACGAAUAUAAUUGGUGAUUUAAAGGGCAUCUGUCUCAGUUAAACUGGUAACUGCAAAUUAAGAUGAUAUUUGUUGUUUGAACUAUCAUCAUUAAAAUAAAAAAAAUAAGUUUCUAAUAAAUUGUGCAACAGUAUUUUAACUGAGGCAGGAAUUGCAGUAAUUGCAAUUAAAGCAGCUAAUAACCCUUUGUAAUAUUUUCUUUAGGUUAACUAGAAUAGGUAGUUGAUCGGACAAUCCGUAUUUUUCUUAGAAUUUAUAUUACGAAUUUUAGAUAUUAUAAAUAGUUAAUUAGGAUUAUAGUUAGAUCUCUUUAUAUUCUGCAUUUUAUUUUCUACUGGAAAAUUCAUGAAAUUUAUAAAAUAACAAAAUGAAAUUGAAACUUAAUUAACCGCUUAAAGAUAAAUUAAAUUGGUAGUUUCAAUAUUUUAUAAAUUUUAUCCUAUUUAAAAACAUUUGUAGUAACUAAGUUAUAAAAUCUGUGUAAUAUCAAACGAAUUGUUUUUUCGGUGUAGGUAUCUACAAUAGUAGAUAUUACACUGAAUUUAUGUUACAAAAAAUUGAAUGUUUCUAGAUUGAGUGCCUCUAAAACUGUGAUUUCGUCUCAUAUCUUCACGUGUUUCUAACCGAAUUAAACAUUGACAGCAUUUGGAUUUUUAAGAGGACCAAAGAUAACAAAAUCUGAAUGUAAAACCGCUAAUUUUGUCGAUGAAAUUGAUACAACUCAUCAACUUUAUUUCGAGUUUAUAGAUUUUACAAGUCCCGUCGUUCACCACAAGAAUUUAUGACGACUCGAUAAGGCAAAUCUACCCACUUUUUUUACAUACAUAUUUCCUAUUAAUUUUCUGUAAUACUUACCAAUACUGUUUUUAAUCGAGCUAACGUCAAUUUCGACUAUAAAAGCACAUUGGCAUUUAUCGACUGUUUAACCGAAUCAUUUUGAACUAUUACGAUAAUUAUUAAUAAAAAAUAUAAGCAAUAAUAUUGUGUCGUGUUGUCUCGCCGAAAACUUCGUUUAAUUUCUUCGUGAAUUAUAUCUGUGUCUGUAUAUAAACAAAUUUGUACAAAAAGAAUUAUACACGAGUACCUAUCACAUCCUUUUAAUCGAUCUCAUACCGCUGAAGUUAAUAUUUUUAUUUAUUCCCAUAUAAAUACAAAAUUUUUGACACUUGUAAUUGUCCAAACCGAUGGAUAAGAGUAUUAACUUUGUUGGGCCUGUUAUACUGUUUGUUGUUAUUCCUUGUUUUUGUUACGUUAAAACUUCUACACUUUUUUGUUGUUGCCGUUAUGGUUGUUAAAACGUGGAUUUACAACAAUUUAAAGCAGAUUUUGAGCUAUUAUUCGAACCCUGCUGGAAAUUUUGAGUAACCGCAACAACUAAAAAAAGUUAUCUACUCUAAACUCUACCGUAGAUGCCUCCUUUUAGAAUUAAAAUAUUUUCCAUAUUAAGCUUUAUAAGCUUUUUAGAUUAGUCUAUUUCGAUUGUGAUAAGGUUGUGGCAACGUUUGAAGUGUAGGUACCUAUUUAAUUUUUAAAGAUUUAUUGUUUAUUUAACAUUAAGUACCUAAAUAAAUACUUACGAUAGAAACAGGCAACUCAACGAGAAUAUUUGGGAAAAUUAAAGCACUACAUUAAUCACAAUAUCAUUUGAUGAUAAGUGCUCUUUACAUUCCUGUUUGAUCUCACAAUAUUGAACAAUAGAAACAGUACCAAGUAGUAAAUAGUUAAUUUAAUUUUUCCCAAAUAUCUCCAUUUUAUGGUAACCAGUUAAUUGUGUGUAAAUAUAAUUUAAUAUAGUUUAAUGUUGACUUUUUGGGCCUAAAUCUGGACAUAUACAUAGACAAUAACUUCGCAACGUUGGCACAUCUUCGAACUCUAGUGAUUCGUUUGAUUGUGAUAGCACUGUUUUCAUUUCACGAAUUGAAUUUUAUUAUAAUACAUAUGUAAGUAUAAGUUUAUUGUAUAUAAAAAUUAACUAGUCAUGCUCACAAAGUUCGUGAUUUAUACGGUUAUUAUUAUCAUUAUUAUCGUCUACUGGAUACAGGAUGUCCUAAUUUUUUUUAACAAGUUUUGUAAAUCAAUAUGUGGAAUUUGAAUAUAAUUGUCGAUUUUAGUAACAAGAUAAUUCAAUGCGAAUUCGCGUUAGAUAAAUAUGCUAAGCGCAAAAUAAAAUUUGUUUCAAAAAAGGUGACACCCAGUAUAAAUUACCAAAUAAAUUAUACAUGUAGCAUAAAAUAUAAACCUUUGAAAAAUAUUCGAUUAAAUUUGUUGUCGUCUAUUAUAUAGAAAAAUAUCAUUAGAUUUUCCUUGGUGCAAUAUAAAUUAUUCGUAGAUGUGUAAUUGCUUAUAAAACAUUAAACAAUAUCCACGCC
This is a messenger RNA of Phyllotreta striolata, 5869 nucleotides long. NCBI's taxonomy places the organism in Eukaryota, Metazoa, Arthropoda, Insecta, Coleoptera, Chrysomelidae. The record is from the annotation of a GenBank genome assembly.